AUUGAGGCAGCAUCACUGCGGCUUGAAGCCUGGAGAAUCAUCCGCCUGGAGAAUCAUCAGUGUUACAUACAACCUGAGAAAGAGAGAAACACGGCCGUCAGCGAGGACACUGACCUUCUUGACACCGAGGCACAUGACGGAGAUGAUGUCCCUCAAAGUGGGUACAGCGAACUGCUAUUUUUCGACUUUGAGUGUCGCCAAGAAAAUGGAAAUCACGAACCCAACUUGUGCGUAGUACAAAACGAAGCAGGAGACGAGUGGGUAUUUGAAGGAGAUAAUACGAAGAAUGAAUUUUGUGAAUGGCUUUUUACAAAGGAACAUGUAAACUGUAUCGUGUUGGCUCACAACUUUCAAGGUUACGACGGUUACUUUAUUCAGCAGUACUUACACGAGAAUGGCGUAAUUCCCGAAGUCAUUCCCGAAGUCAUUCCAUGGUGCCAAGAUCCUAACGUUAAAUGUUCCAAUGUUCAAGAUUAA
Paramuricea clavata is the source of this 477-nucleotide messenger RNA. The record is from the annotation of a GenBank genome assembly. NCBI's taxonomy places the organism in Eukaryota, Metazoa, Cnidaria, Anthozoa, Malacalcyonacea, Plexauridae.